Messenger RNA from Nezara viridula (southern green stink bug), 1507 nucleotides. The record is from the annotation of a GenBank genome assembly. Lineage: Eukaryota; Metazoa; Arthropoda; Insecta; Hemiptera; Pentatomidae.
GUGGAGUUAGUUAACUAGACUUCAUUGCCGGUCCCAAGCCCGGAUAAAGCAGGAGGGUUAAAGGGGGUUGACUACCCACCUUUUACAAAAAAAAAAACCAUAGGUUACUUAUUCUCAACAGUCUAGUCUCGGAUUUCGGACAUAUUUAUAUAAACGACCUGGAACUCGUCAUAUGGCUUAUAAAGUUGGAACAUGGAACGUAAGAACAUAUUUGGCCCUAAGAAGUUUCCUCCGGAGUAAACUACUAAGUAGGGGUACCAAAAUUAUUAUAUACAAAACAAUCAUCCAACCUGUACUGACCUAUGCCAGUGCAAUCUGGACCCUACGCAAAAGCCUGGCUGAAAAGAUUGAUAGUUUUGAAAGAAAAGUGUUGAGGCGCAUCAUGGGGCUAGUUAAAGAGAAUGGUACAUGGCGUUUAAGGAAGAACAAAGAGAUCUACGACUUAUUCGACGAUCUCCGAGUUUCUCAUUUCGUGCGAAUUCAACGCUUAAAAUCGCUGGGGCAUAUUAUCUGAAUGGAUGAAGGUAGAGCCAUGAGGAAAUCAUAUUAUGGAACCCCAGAUGGAGUCAGACCAAAGGGAAAGUGGAAGGACUCCAUGGCUGAGGACUUGAUGAUGGUGGGAGUAUCCAGCAGACAUGCUGCGGACCGAAAUGAUUGGGAAAGGGUAAUUGAGAGGGCCAAGGGCAGCUUCAGGCGCCUGUUGAGCUGUUAAAUUUAAUUAAUCAAGAUUUUAAUUAGCAAAUAGAAGUGUUUCAUAUUCAGUUUCGAAAAAUUUUCCCUUAAAUCAGAGUUAAUUGAAAAUUAUAAUUAGGACUUUAAAUUUAGGAUCUUUAAGAACAAAGAUUCAAUCUUAGGAGAUUCAUUUUUUACUCUUAAUUCAUUAUUAAUUUAAAUUUUUACAUUUCAAGCAUUGCAUAAUGAUGAAAACAAUUAAUUUAGCUUUUGUCUCAAAACAAGAGUAUAUUUUGGACAAUAAAAAAUUAUUUAAAGGAAAAAAUGUAAUUGAUAUUGGGAGUGGAUCUGGUGCUUGUGCUAUUGCUGCUGCUUGUUGUGACGAUGUGACAGUUAUUGCAAAUGACAUUGAUCCAGUUGCUUGUGAAGUUAUAUCUAUGAAUUCAAGAUUAAACAAUGUGAAAAUUCAUAUAAAUAAUCAAAAUUUGCUCCUUUCAUCUCUUCUUAUGAAAGUUGAUGUUAUACUUAUUGGUGAUUUAUUUUAUGAUAGUGAAUUUGGAGAUAUAUUAUUUCAAUGGUUACUCAAAUGUAGAAAGAAUGCCAUCAGUAUUUUUAUUGGUGACCCUGGACGCUAUGUAUUAGAUUAUAACAAGAAAAAACAAUUAUCCUUGGUGAAAGAAUAUUCGUUAUCAGACAAUGCCAUUUUAGAAAAUUGUGGUUUUUCUAGUGCAUAUGUGUGGCAAAUGUAGAACAUGAGUGUUAUAUCAGUAUUAGCUUCAUUCACAUACAAUGUAAGAACAUAAACAAAUAAAUUAUACUUAUUUUUUUAGUCUCA